CUGGCUCGAGAGCAUGGCAGGGCUCGGCUUCGCGCCUUCGCGGCCGUCCCGCUGGAGCUGCACGUGGGGCUCGAUGAUGACGAAGUACUGAGCCGCCGCUCGCUGCUCCGCGUGUGCGAGUGGGCUAGCCUCAGCGGCUCGUGGGAGCUCCGAGACCAUUACAACGCGGCGGUGGGGCGCGUGACGGGUGCCGUCACGCUGUCGUGUCUCGGGAAGACGCUGGCCCCGCACCUCACACAGGCACUAGGCGUACAGGUGAGCAAGCCGCAACCGUCUAGUCCUCGAGUGGGGGCACAGGAAAAGGAGCAGACGCAGCUGGCGAAGACCAAGAGCUCUGGUGCUGAGGGGCAGCUGCUCUACUACAAGAACAGCGCAAAGGGCGCAACAAGUCCACGACGGAUUCGCUCGAGACCUAGGAGAGAUUCAAGCUCCCGACCGAUGGCGGCGGCCAAAGGUGAGCUGCUGUUCCCGCGAGAGCUCCCACCGCCGCUUUUCUUCCAGAAA
Messenger RNA from Phytophthora sojae, 504 nucleotides. RefSeq lists its product as hypothetical. The record is from RefSeq and is a predicted model, not a curated record. NCBI's taxonomy places the organism in Eukaryota, Oomycota, Peronosporomycetes, Peronosporales, Peronosporaceae. The transcript is spliced from 2 exons. The annotation marks the transcript as partial.